Molecule: messenger RNA, 8406 nt
Organism: Cherax quadricarinatus
Lineage: Eukaryota; Metazoa; Arthropoda; Malacostraca; Decapoda; Parastacidae
Source: RefSeq, a predicted model, not a curated record
UAAGGAGUCAUAAUUAUUUUUUCACUUCUUUUAUAUUUUCCUGCAGUAAUUUAAAUAAACUACAGUAGAUACCUUAAUGACACAAAAUAUAAAAAAAGGUAAAAUUCCCAAACUACUCUGAAUAAAUAAUUUCUAUGUUAUCUUUCCAUUGCUUCUGAACUCACCACAUUAUUAAACCCAUAAAAAUAAUCAGACGUGGAGCGUAUUUAUUGAAAAUAAGUGAUAUUGUGUUAGUUAAAAAUGAUAAAUAAAUUUAGGCGGGUAGUGGCUGAGGAAGGAGAAAGAGAGAGGCAGGUUUAAAGAUGCGACCAGCAACAUCGAGGCUUUCCACCUGCUAUAACGCUCUUAUACCAUAACGCUGGUCACACUGUAACAUGCAUAGUUCUCACUGUGACAAAGAGGAAGAAAGAGAUCACUGUCACUGCAAGUACCGUGUGUUCAGACGCCACAAUUAGAUGUCAGACGCUGCACGCUGGAUGGAGCCGUGAGUUUUGUUGCCUGGAACACUGACCACUUGUACACAGCUCUUGCAGUGCCAGGUCAAGCUAGUGCCACAACUCUUGCAGUGCCAGGUCAAGCUAGUGCCACAACUCUUGCAGUGCCAAAUCAAGCCAGUGCCACAACUCUUGCAGUGUCAGCUAGUACCAUGGGGGAGAAGGUUGCUGCUGCGGAGGGUCGCCUGAUGGCUCUUGGUCAUACGUUAAAAAUCUCAAAAGAAAACUGCUUUCCUGCAGAAAUGUUUUGUGAUGGAAAAAUUCAUCAUAUUCUUGUGCGGGGGCCCAGGUUGCUAUCUUGGCAUCAGCUCCUGAAAAUUGGAUCCAAAUUCAGAAUGACUAAUUUGAUAACUUGUAUUCUAUAUAAGGAUAAACCCAGUAUGAUAGUGCUUCUCACAACUGAGUUGUCUGAGCUGAUAUGUUUAGAAGGCCAUGAAGAUAGUUUGGACGAAGCCACACAAGCUGAUCGCCUCGUAUCAUACACAGGUAAAAUAAGCGCCGUUAUUAAUGAUGCUGGAAUAUAUGAAGUUGAUGGGAAGGCUCGCCUCAUCACCACCUAUCUGUAUGAUCUUGUUGGAGAACUUUGCUGUGAGGAUUUGGUAGAUGACAAAAAGAUGAGCACAUCAGAUAUUUCUCAGCAAGGUGUUGCUGUUUUAGAUGACUCUGUCAGUGCAUCCAAAAAGAACAAAUAUAAAUGCUUUGAAAUAGGAGAUACUGUAUCAGCCUACAAUGUCCACCACUUGAAGAUUGAUGGAAUAUUUUAUUUCAUAUGUUGUGGACGGAGCUUAGUGAGAAAGACAAACAGGAGCACUCUUGUCCACAUAGACAACAGUAGAAGUCCAAGAUCUGUUGUGGAUGCAUUGCACAUGUGCAAUCCUGGGUUGCUGGGCAUGUUUUGGCUUUUAGAACUUGAAAAUUAUUUGAUCAGCACCCUUUGCCCAGAAUUUAUGGAUGAAACUCUUAUUAAAAGAAGAAAGUGUAAUGGCGUCAAUGGCUUGAUGACUAGUUUAAUUAAGGAAGCUGCCAACCGAAAACUGAUUCUUCUAGGACAACGCUCUUUAAUUCAGGAGUUCCUGGUUUCUCACCACCAGUGUAUUGUCACUCGGGAGUUUGUUGCUCCCUUUGUUGCAGUUACUAUGGAUAGUUUGAAGGCAGAGGNAAAUACGGUUUUUAAAGUAUCCCUACUUGAUCUGAAGAUACCCAUUACUCAGUCUUAUUUGAGAAAACUAAAACACAGUUAUCUUGAAAAUAUACCCAACCAUGGAGCAUUUCUUAGCUUUGCCACUGUUCGACGGAUUAUGAAAGUUACUAUCAAAGCCGUAUGCUGCUUUUGCGAUUCAGAAAUAGUUAGUGGAUCGUGUGCUUACGUUGGAUGUAAUGCACAACCCUCAGUCAAGCUUACUGCUAGUGCUCAAGUGCUUAUUGAUGAUGGCACAGCAAAUGCUUUACUCUACCUAAAUUCUAUUGACCAAGUAAAAAUUCUUUUGCAGUUAACACGUCAGCAGUAUACAUCAUUAAGCCAGCAUGUUAUUUCAGGGUGUCAUCAGUUAACCUACUUGGCAAAGAAAAGCAAUCAUGAAUUAGGCAAUUUCCACUCAUUUAAGGACUCCAAAGUAUUUAAUGCACUUUGUGCCAGUGAGCAGUUGCUGCAACCCUUAACAGUCUCAUGUCGUAGAUUUGCUUCACAGUCACAUCUGAACAAGUAUGAUGGCUAUGUACAUUUAUACUGUUUGAGUUUAUCAAUGCUUCGACCAAAUAAUGAUAUUGAAACAUUAGUACAGCGUGCAAAGUAAUGCACUAGAAUACUGCUGUUAAUAUAUUUCCUGUUGAACAUUAAAAUAGGCUACAGUACGUAUUAGCAAACCUCUAGUCAUUGUUUAUCUCGUAUGUUCAUUCUUAUAUAUAUUGCCCAGUUUUUCCUGAGUUCACAUUUUGAGGCAAGGCAUAUGCACAGGUAAAGAAAACAUCUGGGAAAAAGAGGUUUAAAGAUAAAGUAGUGCCUCACUUGUACCUUCUCAGUUGAUGCCUCAUGAGUAUAUUAUCCACAUCUUGAUUUUCUUUGAUUAGAUUGAAGUACUACUAUUGAAUUGUCACAGUGCAAGUUAGUUGUUCAUUUCUAACAACAGAAAAUGCAUAAAGAUUUCCUUUAAAAGAUGUAUGAUAAUUACAAAGACUAUUUACAUUUUUCUUUACACAAAUGUUCAAAAUCACUACCCACCAAGUUACUUUGGGUGUGUUAUAAUUUUUCAGGGUAAUUAUGUAUCUAUCCUUGCUAGUUUUCACUGCAUUUGUGGAAUGCAUAAAAUUGCAGUUUGUGAUUUAUAGUGGUUUAGCACUUGGUUCUGAUUAUAAUAAUGUGAUUUGUAGUAAUUAAGUUAAUAAGAACAUAAGAAAGAAGGAACACUGCAGAAGGCCUACUGGCCCAUGCAGGCCUUAACCUAGUCAGGUCAGUCACAUUCAUUUAAGGGAGGGGCACAGCAUCUGACCUAGUAGCAUAAGCUAGUCAGGUCCAACUCACACCCACCCACACCCAUUCAUGUAUUUAUCCAACCUAUUUUUAAAACUACACAACAUCUUAACUUCUAUGACAGUACAGUGGACCCCCGCAUAGCGAACGCCUUGCAUAGCGAACAUUCCGCAUAGCGAACACUUUGAUCGCUAAAAUUUUGCCCCGCAUAGUAGACAAAAACCCGCUCAGCGAACUUCGUCCGAGACGCGUCCAAUGUGCGGCCUCAGCCAGCCUCACAUGUGCCGCCUGUCCCAUUGUUUACCAGCUAGCCUCCGCGGUAACAUUCAAGCAUACACUCGGAAUAUUUCGUAUUAUUACAGUGUUUUCGGUUCUGUUUGUUGAAAAUAAGUGACCAUGGGCCCCAAGAAAGCUUCUAGUGCCAACCCUGUGGUAAAAAGGGUGAGAAUUAGUAUGGAAAUUAAGAAAGAUUUUGAAGGGUUUGGGGCUAACCCUGAGAAGCCUAUGCCAGUUGUGGAAUCCAUUGUGCCUACUUCAAAAAUUAAGGAAAUGUGUGCACAGUGGGUUGAACUGCAAACCUUUAUGGAUGAAAAUCACCCUGACACAGCUGUUGCAAGGCGUGCUGGUGACUAUUUCAAUGACAAUGUUAUGGCCCAUUUUAGACAAAUCGUAAAGGAACGGGAGGUACAGAGCUCUAUGGACAGAAAGAAGUCCAGUGACUCUGAAGCUGGUCCUAGUGGCAUUAAAAGAAGAAGGGAAGUAACCCCGGAAAAGGACUUGCCUCCUCAAGUGUUAAUGGAAGGGGAUUCCCCUUCUAAACACUAACACUCUCUCUCCCCUCCUCCCAUCCCAUCAAUCAUCACCAGAUCUUCAAUAAAAGUAAGUGUCAUGUAAUUGUGCAUGCCUUUUUCAGUUUGUGUGUACUAAAAUUAACAUUUUUUUGUGGUAAAAAAAUUUUUUUUUCAUACUUUUGGGUGUCUUGCACGGAUUAAUUUUAUUUCCAUUAUUUCUUAUGGGGAAAAUUAAUUCGCAUAGCGAACAUUUCGCAUAACGACCAGCCCUCUUGCACGGAUUAAGUUCGCUAUGCGGGGGUCCACUGUACUCGGGAGUUUGUUCCGCUCAUCCACAACUCUAUUACUAAACCAGUGCUUUUUUAUAUGCUUCCUGAAUCCGAAUUUUUCCAACUUAAAACCAUUGCUGCGAGGCCUGUCUAUGCUGGAUAUUUUUAGCAAGCUAUUUACAUCCCCUCUAUUAAUUCUUGUUUUCCAUUUAUACACUUCAGUCAUAUCCCCCUAAUUCUACGCCUUUCUAGAGUGCAGAUUCAGGGCCCUCAGUCUAUCCUCAUAAGGAAGAUUUCUGAUACAUGGGAUCAACUUUGUCAUCCUUCUUUGUACAUUUUCCAGUGCAUUUAUAUCCAUUCUGUAAUAAGGUGACCAGAACUGUGCAGCAUAAUCUAAAUAAGCCUAACCAAAGAUCUGUAGAGUUAAAGAACAACCUGAGGACUUCUAGUAUUUGUAGUUCUUGAUAUGAAGCCAAAGAUUCUGUUAGCUUUAUUGUGAACACUUAUACACUGUUGUCUUGAUUUCAGAUUACUGCUAACCAGAACUCCUAAAUCCUUUUUGCAAUCCAUAAUAUUAAGAUAUUCAUUAUUUAGUUUAUAUGUGGCAUGGUUAGUUUCCUGUCCAAAAUUUAGAACUUUGCAUCUGUCUAUAUUAAACUGCAUCUGCCACUUCUCUGACCACUGCAUCAGUCUAUUCAAAUUGUCCUGGAGUGCUCUAAUGUGCUCAUUAGAAUGAAUUGGACGUCCUGUUUUCCUGUCAUCAGCAAAUAUGCCUAUGUCACUAUUAAUUCCCUCAUCUAUGUCGUUUGUGUAAAUUGUGAACAGCAAGGGGCCCAACAUUGACCCCUGUGGAACAUCGCUUGUGAUGUGCUCCCAUUCUGAUGUCUCCCUAUUUAUACUAACACACUGCUGCCUAUUUGUCAACCAUGCCUCUACCCAGGAAAAAAUUUCUCCUCUUAUUUCGUGUGCCUUAAGUUUCCUCAAUAGCCUCUGAUGUGGAACUCUAUCGAAAGCCUUACUAAAGUCCAUAUAUACAGUAUCAUAUUCAAUACCAUGAUCUACCUCCUCAAAUACCUUAGUGAAGAAAGUUAGGAAAUUCGUAAGACAGGAAUGCCCCUUUGUAAAACUGUGCUGAGAUUCAUUAAUCAAUUCAUGCCUUUCAAGAUGGCUACGAAUUGCUUUGGCAGUUAUUGAUUCCAUAAAUUUUCUAACUAUGGAGGUAAGGGUUAUUGGUCUAUAGUUCGAAGCUAAGGGCCUGUCACCUGCCUUAUAAAUAGGUAUUACAUUUGCCAUUUUCCACUUGUCUGGCACUAUGCCAGUUUGUAGUGAUGUACAGUAGACCGUCAUCUAGCACGGUAGUUACGCUCCUGAAAAUGCCGUGUUAGGUAAAAUCAUGUUAGAUGAACUGAAGAGCUUAUUGGAAAAAUAGAGUUACAUUCCUCAGAGCCCCCCCCCCCCCAGAAAAAAAAGAAAUUUUUUUUAGGCCUCCACAUCUUACAAAAAUAAAAGUGAAUAUGUAGUUGUAGUUCAUUGUUGUGAUGUAUUAUGUUGUUUUUACUGCUUAAGACUACAAAUGUAACAGAAAUAAUAGUAUUUCUUACCUUAAAUUGUGGGUGCUGGUGUUUGUGGAUGAUUGUGAAGAGAGUGGAGAGUUAUGUUGUGGCCCUACUGGGCUGAGGUGGAUGGUACUGAAGUCAAUGGUUGUAUUGGAGUGUCUAACUUUAACUUUAGGUCAUUCAGUCAGUUAAGUCAGUCAGUCAGUCACACAAACUCAUGUUUUUCUGUAUACAAAUUAACACUUCAUUAUGGCUACAGGCUAUCUCUUGUCUAAUACCUUUGUUUCUUUGUUAAUUCUAAGACUUAAAUGUUUAUACUUUUUCGUGCCACUUUCAGCAACACUGGUAUGGCUACAGAGUGUCAUGAUUGCUUGGCAGAUACAAGAUAUAAUAAUUAAAAUAUCAUAACACAAUUCACAAAUACAGCUGCCUUGUAGCAGAGAAAGACUGAACACGUAUGAAUUACAAAUCCUGGGGUGGUGUCGGGGAGUGGCAGGGGAUGGCGGGAGGGAGGGCUCCCUGGCUGCUCCACAACAAGGCGGCCACUUGAGCAAAAGAGAAUCAUGUUAAAUUAAUUAUACGUUACAUAAAAUUGUGCCGCAAUUCUUCAGUCAUGCCAAAUAAACUCUUGCUAAAUGACAGUCUACUGUAUUGAAAAGAUUAGCCAAAGGUGUGCUGAGUUCCUCUUUACAUUCCUUUAAAACCCUCGCAAACAGUUCAUCAUGGCCUGGGGAUUUGUUAGGCUUUAAUUUCUCUAAUUGUCCGAGGACCAUGUCACUAGUUACCCCAAUAGUGCAUAGUUUAUUAUAGUCUUGUUCUACAUAAUUUAUUAUUUCUGGAAUUUCGCUAUUAUCUUCCUGAGUAAAAAACAGAGGAAGUAGGUGUUGAAGAGUUCAUGCAUUUCCUUAUCACUGUCAGUGAUCUGACCUGAGUUUGGGUGGGCCUAUCUUGUCCCUAAUUUUACUUCUGUAUACCUGAAAGAACCUUUUGGGUUAGUCUUCGAAUCCCUCGCGACUGUAGCCUCAUAAUCCCUUUUUGCUUUUCUUGUUCCUUUUUUUUUUAUUUUAUAUCUUUUUAAUUAAAUAUAUUGAUUUCUUAACUGCCAACCCCCUCUUUUGAUAUGCCUAUAUGUGCCUCUCUUUUGACCAGUGAAAUAUUUUUGUUAUAUCUAAUUUCCCUUCUUAGAACAAAAGUUGCCUGGGCAGCUAGCACUUUGCUCUGAAACAUGUCAUAUUGGCAACCAACACCACCUACCUGACCCAUAGUCAGGUCUUCCCAAUUAACCCACCCUGGUAAUUUCUCAGUCCCAUGAAGUCGGCCAAGCGGAAAUCUGGGACAGACUCGAUUGUAGUUAUCCGAGUAAUUCCAUGAUAUAAUGAAACUAAGUAAUUUGCCACUUAAUUCUUUAAUAUUCAUUUUUAUAACAAAUAGAGAAACUAAGUAGCAUAAUUAGCAUUUAAGUUAAAGGCUGAAAAAGUCCUGGUGAAUGUUUGAUAUUUGGGCUGCUUUAUAAAUAACAUGUAUUUUCCAAAGGUAAAUAUAAUUAGGAGUGAUAUGUAGUAGUAAUAAGGAAAAACUACAAAAAAUAUUUAUCAACAUAAUCUCUCACCUUUGUUGUGUUGUUCCAAGUGGUCCUUAGGUAUUUAGUUCUUUAUUUGAAUAUAAUUCUUUAUGGUUUAGUGCUUAGUUUUGAUUGUAAUAAUAUAAUUCUGUUAUCUUACGUUUAUCAUUGAAAAUGUAAAUGACCAGGUUACAAGUAAUAUGAGAAUUGAAAAAAAAAAAAUCCAGCUCUAAGCAUCACCUUGAGGUGAUGCUUAUUGAUUUCAUGGGGAACUGCUAAGUCUGGAGGGAUCAUACAAGUCCUAGAAGAAUGGGAGACAGAUUAAAUCCAGUUAUAGGGAGGGUAGCACCAGUUCUUUGGAUCAAGAGUUUAAUGUUGAUGAAAGGAACUGGAUAUAUCCUCCCACUAGAUCAAGUAUGAUUAUCUUUCCAUUCUUCAGACAAUAACCCAUACAGGUUUAUCCAUGAAUAUUUUAUUUAUAUGAAGACCGCUAAACUCUUAGGGGUCAAAUGGCACCAAGGGAAAUAUGUUUGAUCCAAGGAAGAGCAAGAGCAUGGCCCUUCACUACUGGCAUGGAAGGACCAUUCAUGAGAUGAAGUCAAUUGAGUAAUACUCUUAUAAAAAACUAAAAAAUUUGAAGGGAUGAGUUACAAUUACAUAGGCAAUUUAUUUUGGAUAGUUAUUUCAAUUAUGAAAAAUACAACUGACUUAUGGAAAUGCCAACAGCUAAAAGAUUAAUUGCUCUAAAAUUUCACAUACAUAUUUAUUUUGUCUUUAUAUUCUUGUACUAAAAUACAGUGGGGGGGGAAGUAGAUUCAUUUACAAUUACAGAAGUAAAGAAAAUACAAUAUUUGUUUACACAGUUUUUGGACAAUUUAUUGUAUCAUAAUGUUAUUUAAUAUAAAAAAAAAAAAAAAAUUGGUAGUGAACAAAACACGCUGUAAACUUGCUUAGUUGCAUUUCUAUUUAUAAAUAUAAAUGAAUUCAGAAUUUAUGGUUCAUGUUAAAAGGAGUCGUGCUGUAUAGCCCUUGUGGCUUAGCGCUUCUUUUUGAUUAUAAUAAUAAAAGGAGUCCUGCAAAAUCGCAUUUUAAUUCAUAGGGGUUACAGAGCAUAAGGGAUAAUUGGAAGUAAUCAGGUUUGAUCAAAGUAGCCUGAUCCAAUUCCUUGGGUAGUUUUUCAACAUUAAUAACUUAAAAUAACCAACAUGAAUUAAAAACCCAUUUAACAAAAUAUAAUUUUUUUCCCCCAUUUUCAUUUUAUUCUUCUA